AUGUUCAAGAGUGGUCUCGCCCGGACCUUCGGGAGGGCUGCUUUUGCCCGUCCGACCCCCGUCGCCCGCGCUUUCCAACCUCUCCGCACCAAUGCCCUGCCGGCCCUGUCUGCUCGCCUCGCCAGCUCCGAUGCCGCUCAGGCUGGCAAGAUUCACCAGGUUAUUGGUGCCGUCGUCGACGUGAAGUUCGAGGGCGAGAAGCUCCCUGCCAUUUUCAACGCCAUCGAGACCCAGAACAACGGCCAGAAGCUGGUGCUCGAGGUUGCCCAACACUUGGGUGAGAAUGUCGUGCGUACCAUUGCCAUGGACGGUACUGAGGGUCUGACCCGUGGUGCUGCUGCCACCGACACUGGUGCCCCCAUCACCAUCCCCGUCGGCCCCUCCACCCUGGGCCGUAUCAUCAACGUCACUGGUGACCCCAUUGACGAGCGUGGCCCCGUCAAGGCUACCAAGUUCUCCCCCAUCCACGCCGAGCCCCCGGAGUUCACCGACCAGUCGACUGAGGCCGAGAUUCUGGUUACCGGUAUCAAGGUCGUCGACCUGCUUGCCCCCUACGCCCGUGGUGGUAAGAUUGGUCUGUUCGGUGGUGCCGGUGUCGGCAAGACUGUGUUCAUCCAGGAGUUGAUUAACAACAUUGCCAAGGCCCACGGUGGUUACUCCGUCUUCUGCGGUGUCGGCGAGCGUACCCGUGAGGGUAACGACCUGUACCACGAAAUGCAGGAGACUGGUGUCAUCCAGCUCGAGGGUGACUCCAAGGUCGCCCUGGUGUUCGGUCAGAUGAACGAGCCCCCGGGUGCCCGUGCCCGUGUUGCCCUGACUGGUCUGACCAUCGCCGAGUACUUCCGUGAGGAGGAGGGACAGGACGUGCUGCUCUUCAUCGACAACAUCUUCCGUUUCACCCAGGCCGGUUCCGAGGUGUCUGCCCUGCUGGGUCGUAUCCCCUCUGCUGUCGGUUACCAGCCCACCCUGGCCGUCGACAUGGGUGUCAUGCAGGAGCGUAUCACCACCACCCAGAAGGGCUCUAUCACCUCCGUCCAGGCCGUCUACGUGCCCGCUGACGAUCUGACUGACCCUGCCCCCGCCACCACCUUCGCCCACUUGGACGCCACCACUGUGCUGUCCCGUGGUAUCUCCGAGCUGGGUAUCUACCCCGCUGUCGACCCCCUGGACUCCAAGUCCCGUAUGAUGGACCCCCGUGUCAUCGGUGAGGACCACUACAACACCGCUAGCCGUGUCCAGCAGAUGAUCCAGGAGUACAAGUCGCUCCAGGAUAUCAUCGCCAUUCUGGGUAUGGACGAGUUGUCUGAGGCCGACAAGCUCACCGUCGAGCGUGCCCGUAAGCUCCAGCGUUUCCUGUCGCAGCCCUUCGCUGUCGCCCAGGUUUUCACUGGUAUCGAGGGCAAGCUGGUCGACCUGAAGGACACCAUCCGCAGCUUCAAGGCCAUCAUCAACGGCGAGGGUGACGACCUGCCCGAGAACGCCUUCUACAUGGUUGGUGACUUUGAGUCUGCUCGCGCCAAGGGUGAGCAGAUUCUGGCUGAGCUUGAGGGCCAGUAA
Messenger RNA from Penicillium alfredii, 1557 nucleotides. Its product is annotated as F1F0 ATP synthase subunit beta. The record is from RefSeq and is a predicted model, not a curated record. Gene Ontology annotation, biological process: proton transmembrane transport; proton motive force-driven mitochondrial ATP synthesis. Gene Ontology annotation, molecular function: ATP hydrolysis activity; proton-transporting ATP synthase activity, rotational mechanism; ATP binding. The transcript is spliced from 6 exons. Bases 1 to 1557 code for a protein of 518 amino acids. Lineage: Eukaryota; Fungi; Ascomycota; Eurotiomycetes; Eurotiales; Aspergillaceae.